AUGUAUCCUUAGUUUUAGCACACUUUUAAUCCAAGUUUUGCAAUUUUAGUGGCUGGGAAAAAAAUCCAUUGCCACUGUCGUUUGGUAUUGUCUAUGAUUUUUGUUAGCGGGAAAAUCAAAGUGUGAAUUUAACUGACGUGGUGCUGUGGCCAACUGGUCACUAAAAAAUUCAUGGCCCUACUUAUGAUUGUAAUUAUAGUCAGUGUGACUUGUUUCCAAAGAAAAUAACAUAAUAACAACUAGAGAAACACAUUGCUUAUAACCAUGACACAUUACUUAUUGAAAAUGUUAUUGAUCAAACAAUCCAUGGCUCACAACCACUCCCUCAGCCAGUUGCAUUUAUUACAUGCAUCAUGGAUGCAUCUAUCCCAGUUUUCGAGAAGCCCCAUCCUCGUCUAAGUGUCCUAGACUGGACGAGGAACAUCCAAAGACUGCAGAAUGAGGCGAGAGUUCGUCGUUUCGAGUCCUACGAGUUGAGAAACAGGGCCACCCAGUUGAGAAACGAGACUUCAGUCACUACGCGAUGGGAUAAUUACGUCAAUAAUGAGCUGUUGAGGGAUAGAAUAUUCCUCGUAGACUCGUUCCGCGAAAAGCAGCGUUUCACCAGCGAGAUGGUUCGCGAUGAAAUCCGCGCUCUAAAAGAGGAGAAAAACGCUACGGAGUUACAUUUGGAGUCCCUACAGGUCCCGCUUAUGGUGUCUUCGCAGUGUUUGUCGAACAGGGACCAGAGGGUGCCACCGGAGCUUACGAGGGACCAGUUAGGAGAGGAAUUGAACAAGGAACUUCACAUAAUCGAAAACAGCAAACGCACCCUAACAGACGUAUGCCACAUGGGCUGGGAAAAGCUGAAAGAAUUAAACAACGUCCUCUGUCGACUAGAACGAGAAAUAAAGAAUAAAGAGGAAACUCUUGACUUGGAGAACCAUGUGAAGCAUUUAGAUAGGAACAGCUCGGAUAUAUCGUACAAGUUGGAGCCUACGAGGAUACCGGCUGAGUCAAUGACCGAAGAGGGUUAUGUGAAUUGCAUAGAAAACACGGUGCAGAUAGCCGAGCAGCUGAUGGCAGAGUCAAAGGCUCUGCGUGCCACCAUGUUCAAAAGCAGGGAGCAGGCGCGGAACCAGAUGUAUGCUCAGUCUCAAGAGUUGGAGAUGAUAAUGCGAAGACGCGUUUACGACCAGCAGAGAGCGAGAAAUGAAAUGGAGUGGCAGAAAUACAAGUUGGAAAGCAACCUGGCAAAAUUGGACCGUGAAAUUGAGUCACUUCGAGUGGCCGUUGCCGACAAAAUCAACCCCACCAAACUGGUGGAGACGAGACUGGAGAUGAGAAUGAAGAGACCAGUUUUAGAAAGAGUUCAGGAUAUACCAAUGCGUGGGCUGAUGGAGGAGUAUGAAAGAGUCCAUAUGAGCUCGAACAUGCUGGAGAAAAAACUGGAAGAUGCUCUAACAACAUACCACGGCAUGUACAACCACCAUCAGCGAGUAACGAAGGACCUGCAGUACAAGAAUCAAGCUUUAGAGACAGAUCGCCGUCUCAUAGAGAUACGGAAACCGAUUCAUAGCCCCGAUGAGACAGAGUUUAAGAGGAACGUGGGGUACUGUCAUAUGAGGGAUGAGUUGGUACCGGAAUAACCGGUAUACUGGUACCGGAAUAACCGGUAUACUGGUACCGGAAUAAAAGGUAAGCCGGUAAUGGGCUGAUGUACUAAUUACUAACCUUUGCUAUGUUGUCUGUUUAUAUUAUACUGAUAUAACAUCAAUAUAAUGCCUGCCGAUACUAAUCAAAGCUAUCUCCCUGGAACGAAAAUACCAUGGCAUGUACAAAUCAUCAACGUGUGAGCUUCUCAUAAAGACCAGGAAACCGAUUCAUAGCCCCGCUAAGAUAGAGUAUAAGAGGAACGUGGGGUACUGUCAUAUGAGCGAUGAGUUGGUGCCGGAAUAACCGGUAAACUGGUAGUGGCUUGAUGUAAACUGGUACCGGUAUUAACGUUUCCUAUGUUGCCUGCUGUGUUUCCUAAGUACACUAAUCGAUACUAAGACAACAGAGUUUUUAAACAACAUUUAGAUUAAGCUCAAAUUGAGCUGUUUCGCAAUAAAUUUCGGAAUACCGGUAACGGUAGGGUCGGAAUCGGUAACAAUGUCAUUUAUAUACAAUAUAGUGAUAUUUGUUUUGAAUGAUUCUUAAACAAGGCAUAAUACCAAAUAUGUUAAAAAUAAAUUACAUAAACAAUUAUCACAGAAUAAUAAUAAUAUUUUGAGUUUUUGCCGGUUAAGUAACCGAGACAGUUUUGGCUACAAGUCAUAUCAUAAAUCAAGCUAUUGUUAUAGGUAGUUCCAAACAGCUUACUAAACUAGACUUGGACGCACUUGCACCAGUAAACUUUAACGGCUCCCCAAUAAUAUUUAGUCAAAGUGUUAAAGACCUGGGUGUUCUUUUAGACAGUACCUUGAGUUGGAGAGCACAGGUUACUGAAAUCAGUCGUAAGGUCAUGGGCUCACUAAAUUCUCUCAACAAAAUGAAGCACUUCUUACCGAUCAAAACUAAAGUUGCACUAAUUAACACCCUUAUACUGCCCAUUAUUGAUUAUGGUGAUGUGUGUUAUCCGGACUUAAACGAAGAGUUGCUCGAUAAAUUGGACCGCCUGCUUAAUAACUGCAUUCGCUUCGUUUUUUGCCUCCGCAAAUAUGAUCACGUUUCUUCUUUUCGCGCACAACUUGGCUGGCUUCCCAUUCGUCUACGACGCAAUAUUCGCUUGCUUUCCACUCUUUUUUCUGUGCUUAACGAUCCACAUUCUCCUGAAUACCUCAAAUCCUUCUUUCAAUAUUAUGGCGUUACCCGCGACCGUCAACUUCGCUCUUCUGGCAAUAUGUCUCUGUCCAUCCCUCUUCACCGGACUGGGUUCAUGUCAAAUUCGUUCACCGUGCAGGUGGCGCGUCUUUGGAAUGGACUUCCUUUUUACAUCAAAAAUGCGCCAAAUAAGUUCGCUUUCAAAAAAUCAUUACGUGCUUUCUUUGCUAGCAGAAUGAAAGAUUCUUAAUGUAUUUAUUUAUUAGCUUCAGAUGUUUCGUCUUUAUAUAUAUAUAUAUUUAUAUAUGUAUGUGUGUAUUAUGUUUGUAUGUAUAUGUUAUUUUAUGUAUUUUUGCUUGAUUUGUUUUGCUAUUGUAAUUGUAGCACCGCUCUCAAUCUCUCUGCUUAGCCUUAAGGUUGACUGGUAGAGAAUGCCUUGUGGUUGUGGCAUUAAGUCCGCCUUUUGUACUAUAAGAUUGUUUUCUUUUGUGCAAUAAAGAUUAAAUAAAUAAAUAAAUUACUGAAUGACAUUAACCGGUUCAGUACCGGUAUUAUAGUAAAUACUU
This is a messenger RNA of Cydia pomonella (codling moth), 3350 nucleotides long. RefSeq names its product tektin-B1-like. The transcript is spliced from 8 exons. Gene Ontology annotation, biological process: cilium movement involved in cell motility; cilium assembly. The record is from RefSeq and is a predicted model, not a curated record. Gene Ontology annotation, cellular component: microtubule cytoskeleton; nucleus. NCBI's taxonomy places the organism in Eukaryota, Metazoa, Arthropoda, Insecta, Lepidoptera, Tortricidae. The coding region runs from base 354 to 1628 and encodes 424 amino acids.